UGUGACGCAAAUGCCGCCGCGCCGGAAGCCUCGCUGGUGGUGAGUUGGUGGUGGACUUGCCUGCGUGCCCUGUAAGGCUGGCCGGGGAGUCGCCAUGGCGCCCAAAGGAAAGGUAGGAACCAAAGGCAAAAAGCAGAUAUUUGAAGAAAACAAGGAUACACUCAAGUUCUACCUACGAAUCAUCCUGGGGGCGAAUGCCAUUUACGGAAUUGUCAAUCUUGGGGUCUUCUACAUAACAGCCACCAUUUGGACGUGGGUUGCCUUUGUGUUCAGCUUGAUGGUCUAUGGGGCCAGCUACCAAUCCAUGAGGUCAAUGGCCAAGCCUACUUUUGGAGAGGGCGGCAGCCUUGCCGAUGGCGGGAUUGAUCUGAAUAUGGAGCAGGGAAUGGCAGAGCAUCUGAAGGAUAUGAUUUUGCUUACCGCCAUUGUCCAAGUGCUCAGUUGUUUUUCCCUCUAUAUGUGGUACUUUUGGCUCUUGGCUCCGGGGCGAGCGCUCUAUCUCCUUUGGGUUAACCUUCUGGGUCCUUGGCUCACCGCGGAAUCACCGGCUGCCAACCAAGAGCCCAAUGAGAAGAAACAGCGCCGGCAAGAACGCCGGCAGAUGAAGCGGUUUUAAGCUGCGCUCCUGAGCGCAAAUGUCAGGCCACCUCGGGGUCUGCUGUUUUAUCAGGGAUUUGAACCAAUCGGAAAACAUCAGGGGAUUUUGUUUUGCCCCCUCCUUUGCUCUUCCCCUGACACCUGUCCAUCCUAAGGCUACAUGCUUGCAAUGGGAGGAGUCCGGGGGGGGGGGGGAGACCCCCAGGCAAAUCGUUUCACUUCUUUUUCCGCCUUAGGGCAGAGGGAGGGGGACCGCGGGGAGAGGGCUGCCGAUGUGUAAAUACCUUUCUCAAAUGAUGCUGUAAUAUGAAUCGGACGAUGAGGGUCUUUCAGUGUUGGAAGCCAGGACGCAUUAAAGAGACAGCCGCACGCACAAAACGUUUGCCCUGCGAGGGCUUGCAGUUUGCGUGGGUUUCCUUUGGUCUUUUCA
Thamnophis elegans (Western terrestrial garter snake) is the source of this 1027-nucleotide messenger RNA. It is a transcript of the gene TMEM208, whose product is annotated as transmembrane protein 208. Gene Ontology annotation, biological process: vacuolar protein processing. The record is from RefSeq and is a predicted model, not a curated record. The transcript is spliced from 6 exons. Bases 95 to 616 code for a protein of 173 amino acids. Gene Ontology annotation, cellular component: intracellular membrane-bounded organelle. Lineage: Eukaryota; Metazoa; Chordata; Lepidosauria; Squamata; Natricidae.